Messenger RNA from Cicer arietinum (chickpea), 972 nucleotides. Its product is annotated as wall-associated receptor kinase-like 20. Gene Ontology annotation, molecular function: polysaccharide binding. Lineage: Eukaryota; Viridiplantae; Streptophyta; Magnoliopsida; Fabales; Fabaceae. The record is from RefSeq and is a predicted model, not a curated record.
UGGGCUAGUGCAAUUAAACCUCAGUGCCUAAUCAAGAGACAAAAUCCAUGUAUCCUUGGAAUUGGAUAAAACUAAUGAUGAUAAUCCUUCUACUAAUGGCCGGUCUUAGUCCACUAAUCAAUGCAUCUCCCCUCAGUGCUUGUUCAAAUUGUGGUGACUUUGGAGUUCCAUACCCACUUAGCACUAAUGAUGACUGUGGUGACAAAAGGUACAAACUUUACUGCAAUAAUGAUAGCUUAGAGUUCUUGUCACGAACAGGGACUUACUAUAAGAUCCUUAAAAUUGACCCAAGUGCCAACAAACUUGUUAUUAAACCACCCAUCAUACUUAAAAACACUUGUUAUUCUUCUGAUCUCACUGGUGGAGGCUUACAACUUGAUGAAAGCUCUCCCUUUAAUAUAUCUACACUUAACACUGUCAUGCUUCUAAAUUGCUCUCAUAACAUCCUUCAAUCUCCUCUUAACUGUUCUUCAAACAGCAUCUGUAGGCAGUUUGAGGAAAAAGUGGAGGAGGGAAGUGGGUGUAUGGGAACCCUUUGUUGUCAUUUCUUAAAAGAUUCAGCCAUGAAUUCCCAUAAGAUCAGACUCAAGGUUGGAAGUUGUACUGCUUACACUAGUUUGGUGGAUUUCAAGCCUAAUGAAUCUUUUAAAACUUGGAAUUAUGGGAUUGAGUUGCAAUGGCUGCCUCCUAAUUGACGUAGAUGCAUGUUCAUGGUGUCAAUGUAAUAGUAUUUCACUAUGAAACAGCUCUUGGAAACCCAAAAAGAUGAAAUUCAACAUAAGUUGGGAUGAAUUUUCUUUUUUAUGUCUUUAAUUUCUACUGAGAAUCUAUUUUGUCUUCUAUCAAUAGAAACUGUGAUAAGUAGUAACUAGUGAGUGUGUUGCUUUUGAAGGUUUAUAGAAGAACAGAUGACAUGGUUGUUUGUAUUCUCCACAAAGUGAUUUCCAUUUGAGAUUUUCUUUUUUCGUGCAA